AUGGCAAGAUGCUUCUGCCAGUUUCAUUCCCCAUUCUCGCUUUCAUUGCUGCGUAGAACCUCUGCCAAUACGAAUAUUUUCUUCCUCCAAUAUUGCCCUCCAAAAUCCCACAAAUUUACCGCCCCAUCACUUCUUCACCACAAAGUUCCGGGUGUUCCAUUUUCUUCACUAUCAUCGCCAUCAUCCAUGGAAAACCCUCCUCAAGGCUACAGAAAAAAUGUCGGAAUUUGCCUUAUGAAUCUCUCUAAAAAGAUUUUUGCAGCUUCAAGGCUUGAUGUACCAGACUCUUGGCAAAUGCCUCAGGGUGGAAUUGAUGAGAACGAGGAUCCGAGAAGUGCUGCUAUCAGAGAAUUAAGAGAAGAAACUGGAGUGAGUUCAGCUGAUAUUAUUGACGAGGUGCCUUGUUGGUUAACAUAUGAUUUUCCACCGGGCGUCAGGGAAAAACUUAGGCAUCAAUGGGGUUCAGACUGGAAAGGUCAAGCACAAAAAUGGUUUCUUUUUAAAUUCACUGGAAAGGAUGAUGAAAUCAAUCUUUUGGGUGAUGGGUCUGAGAAGCCUGAAUUUGGAGAAUGGUCAUGGCUGUCACCAGAAGAAAUAACCAGCCUCGCAGUGGAUUUCAAAAAGCCUGUAUAUAAGGAAGUUUGGACUGCUUUCUCUCCACAUCUUGAGUAG
Molecule: messenger RNA, 672 nt
Organism: Fraxinus pennsylvanica
Lineage: Eukaryota; Viridiplantae; Streptophyta; Magnoliopsida; Lamiales; Oleaceae
Source: the annotation of a GenBank genome assembly